Messenger RNA from Betta splendens (Siamese fighting fish), 1599 nucleotides. RefSeq names its product malate dehydrogenase, cytoplasmic. Gene Ontology annotation, molecular function: L-malate dehydrogenase (NAD+) activity. Bases 245 to 1297 code for a protein of 350 amino acids. Gene Ontology annotation, biological process: malate metabolic process; oxaloacetate metabolic process; tricarboxylic acid cycle. Gene Ontology annotation, cellular component: cytosol; mitochondrion. Lineage: Eukaryota; Metazoa; Chordata; Actinopteri; Anabantiformes; Osphronemidae. The record is from RefSeq and is a predicted model, not a curated record. The transcript has 9 exons.
UGGAGGUGUGACACGGACAUCUGAGGCACCAGAAGCCGUGGAAGCGAACGUGCGGCGCGGUUCGUAUCCUCCCGCUGCCGCCUCUCUUCUCUGCGGGUGCGCACCUGUCCGUGUGCCCCCACUCUCCUGCUCUCUCUCGCUCUCUCUCCCCAUCCAUCGCCGUCCUGUCGGAUAGAGCCGCCAUUUUUGCUCCAGAGGACGUGCAGUUACCAGCGGAACCAGAACCCCCGAGCCCGGCGGCACCAUGCUGACGCUGCUGACAUCCAUGUAUCUGGUGGUGCGGGCGGUUUCCUCGCAGGCUGAACCAAUUCGAGUCGUGAUCACCGGCGCCGCUGGUCAGAUCGCCUACUCUCUGCUGUACAGCAUCGCCAAGGGAGACGUGUUUGGGAAGGACCAGCCAAUCGUCCUGAUCCUCCUGGAUAUCCCGCCCAUGCUGCCGGUGCUGGAUGGAGUCGUCAUGGAGCUGCAGGACUGUGCCCUCCCACUGCUGAGGGAGGUCAUCCCCACUGACAAGGUUGAGGUCGGCUUCAAGGACAUUGAUGCCGCCAUCUUGGUGGGCUCCAUGCCCAGGAAGGAGGGCAUGGAGAGGAAAGAUCUGCUGAAGGCCAAUGUGGCCAUCUUCAAGACCCAGGGAGCCGCGCUGGACAAGUACGCCAAGAAGACUGUGAAGGUUCUGGUGGUUGGAAAUCCAGCAAACACCAACUGUCUGAUCGCCUCCAAGUCUGCUCCGUCCAUCCCCAAAGAGAACUUCUCCUGCCUGACCCGACUGGACCACAAUAGAGCCUGCUCCCAGGUGGCGAUGCGCUGCAACGUGUCCUCAGACGCUGUGAAGAACGUCAUCAUCUGGGGGAACCACUCCUCCACCCAGUACCCAGACGUCCACCAUGCCAAGGUCAAGGUCCAGGACAGCGAGUUGCCUGCAUACGACGUUGUCAAGGACGACGCCUGGCUCAGGGGACCUUUCAUCUCCACGGUGCAGCAGCGUGGGGCAGCUGUCAUCAAGGCCAGGAAGCUGUCCAGCGCCAUGUCUGCAGCCAAAGCCAUCUGCGACCACAUGAGGGACAUCUGGUUUGGCACCAAGGAGGGUGAGUUCAUCUCUAUGGGUGUGUAUGCUGCUGGAAACUCCUAUGGUGUUCCACAGGACCUCAUGUACUCCUUCCCUGUUUGUAUUAAGAACAAGAUGUGGAAGAUCGUUGACGGGCUCCCCAUCAAUGACUUCUCCCAGGCCAAGAUGGACGCCACGGCAGCCGAGCUGGUGGAGGAGCGGGACACCGCCCUGGACUUCCUGUCCCAGUGACUGCCGGCCCCCACUGGCCAGCAGCGCUUAGAUCCCCUCAAGUCUCGCUGCUCACGGCUCUAAGGACAACAAAGCCCUUCAGCUGUGUGUGUCUGUGUGUGUGUGUGUGUGUGUGUGUGUGUGUGUGUGUGUGUGUGUGUGUGUGUGUGUGUGUGUGUGUGUGUGUGUGUGUGUCUAGGGCCUCCUUCAUCCAUGUGCAGGACGCAGAGAGCUGGUCUCUGCUGGUAGAUGAGAACACAAACUAGCUGUCCAGAAGCUGUAACCGAACACGUGAUCACCAAUAAAACCUGAACAGAACCAAA